AUCAGCGGCUAUAUGAGGAGUCAACUAGCCCAUAUUCCUAAAACAGUCUGGUCGAUGAAGAAAAAGGUGGUGAACAACACCAGCUAUAUGUAUCACGGGAGAUAAACGUCAUCUGUGGACACUGGAGUCCUGGACAACAGGAUUCGUGGGUGUGCUGAAGUCUGACUACCCUAAUUUCGUCUGUGCCCAUCCCAUUCUUCGGCUCGACUUGGGAUUCCACCCUGCCAGAGAGUCUACAAUAUUCUUCAUCUCAUACACUAUCACAGGAGUUUCAACAUGCCUCGUUCAUUUCUUGUAAAAAAAUAUUUCACGAACAAGAAGCCAAAUUACAGCGAACUGGAGAGUCAAGCUGCAGUGAUUCCGGAGCGCUAUCCCAUUGCUGAACUUCCAACCAGGGACGACUGCUCUGCCAUGACCUGCUUCUCCAAUGGAAUGGUCUUCAACAUAGACGCCCUACCUUCACCCGUCUCCCCCAUCAGCCCUGUCUCCCCCACCCUGUCCUCCUCCCCCCUGGGGACCCUGGAGCUCAGCAGCUCCCCUCCCAGCAGCAGCGGGGAGGAGGAGGAGGACGAGGGUGGCCGCACCUCAGACCCCCCCAGCCCCGAAGCCCCUCGUCUCAUCCACCACUGCCUUCACUGCAGCAAGAGCUUCAACAACGCGUCAGCCCUGUCCAGACACCAGCUGUCUCACCGCCCCCGCGCCGCCAGCCGGGUCCAGACUCUCUCCGCCGCCCUCCCCGGCCCCGCUUCCCCCCGCCCGGCCUUCCACUGCAAACACUGCCCCAAGGAGUACACCAGCCUGGGGGCCCUGAAGAUGCACAUCCGCUCUCACACCCUGCCCUGUGUGUGCACCACGUGUGGGAAGGCCUUCUCCAGACCCUGGCUGCUCCGAGGACACAUACGCACACACACUGGCGAGCGUCCGUUCUCCUGCCACCACUGUGACCGGGCGUUCGCCGACCGCUCCAACCUCCGCGCCCACCUGCAGACCCACUCGGAGGUGAAGAAGUACCAGUGUGGCUCCUGCUCUCGGACCUUCAGCCGCAUGUCUCUGCUGCACAAGCACAACGCCUCUGGAUGCUGCCCUGCCUCGUAGCGCCGGCGCUGAGCUCACCGGGGCUAGGACCCUGAGGUCGGGGUGGGGGGGUCAGGUACCUCUGUUAGGGUCCAGCAUCCCGUUUGGCAGCCCCCCCCCCCCUGCCCCAGAGAGGCCCUGGGGUGAAUGUCUAUGCAUAUGUUUCUGUAAUGUGCACUUGAUGACAAUGGCCCACCCAAAAGUUGUUAGUAGGGGCCUGCUCUUGACGCAGUCAACCUCGGCGGCUUUGCUGCUGCACUGUUACAAACAGGAAUGUGUGUCUAAUCGAGUUCUUAUCGACUCCUAAAGUGCCUUCCAUUUUUUUUUAUACUGUUUUCAUGCAAAACCCAUAGCCAUGUUUUUUAUGUUUCAUACUACAUAUUUCUGUGUGUAAGUGUAACACAGGGUGUGUGUGGUGUAGGGUGUGUGUGGGGCAGCUGGACAUGGAGUUAAUUCCCAGGAAACCCCUUGGUGCCGGCCGGUCCGGGACUGCGGCCAUGUUGCAGCUGCUGGUGUGUGUGUGUGUGUGUGUGUCGUGGAUGUCGUCUCUCACCAUACUCCAAAUACACUGCAUGCAUGCAUUGGAACAGCCUUGUGAGUGUUGGGACAGCUGCCUGCAUGGUGCACUGUGGAGGCAGGGUGUUGAGAGAUGGUAGCUCUGACCACGACAGGUGACCUAGUCCUCCUCUUCUCACCCUCCCCUCCCCUCUUCACCCCUCACCUCCUCACCCUUCAGCUCCUCACCUCUCGACCCCCCUCGUUUCUUCACCCUCUCACCAAAGUGCUUUCUCUCCAACUCCAAACACAUUGGUCCUAAACCUGACACUACACCCGGGAAUUCAGUGAAAAACUGAUCAUUUUGGACCAAAGACCCUUUCCCAAGUGAACAUAUUUUGAUAUGAUCCUCUUGAAAAAAGGGAUUUGUGCUUUCAUGUCCUACAUUUCAAGAUAUUUUUUUAUAGAAAAGACACAUGACAUUUGAACCAAUUAUUUUUAUAGUAGAGUUUAAGUGUAUCUUCUAGCAAAUGGCCCAGAAAUGAGUGUAUGUUUUUAUAUGAACCCCCAAAAGCCAAAUAUGUGCCUUUUGAACUGUAUUACUAUGUGUAAAUAAAAGCUUUGUCUUAGAAUGCA
Osmerus eperlanus (European smelt) is the source of this 2205-nucleotide messenger RNA. It is a transcript of the gene snai1b, whose product is annotated as snail family zinc finger 1b. The transcript is spliced from 3 exons. The record is from RefSeq and is a predicted model, not a curated record. The coding region runs from base 277 to 1095 and encodes 272 amino acids. NCBI's taxonomy places the organism in Eukaryota, Metazoa, Chordata, Actinopteri, Osmeriformes, Osmeridae. Gene Ontology annotation, biological process: regulation of DNA-templated transcription. Gene Ontology annotation, molecular function: DNA-binding transcription factor activity, RNA polymerase II-specific; RNA polymerase II cis-regulatory region sequence-specific DNA binding.